Molecule: messenger RNA, 1175 nt
Organism: Acromyrmex echinatior (Panamanian leafcutter ant)
Lineage: Eukaryota; Metazoa; Arthropoda; Insecta; Hymenoptera; Formicidae
Product: RAS oncogene family member RabX5
Molecular function (GO): GTPase activity; GTP binding
Source: RefSeq, a predicted model, not a curated record
CUCUGUUCAAAUUCCGGAUCAAUUAGUGAUUUUUUUAUUCAACCAGUGGAAUCAGGUGGAAUCGGUUUGGCUGUGCAAUAUUAUGCUAAAAAUAUUAAGAAACUGGAUUACACAUUAGUUUUCACAAUUAUGCCCGUAUGAGCCUCCCCCAUAUAUCACAAUGAAACACCUGCCACAGCAACCAAUGUUUUCCGUUUAGUCAUGCGGAAUCAAUUGCGUUUUGCUCCAAACCAGUGAACGUUGAACAUGACACAUGUGUGAAGAAAGAGAGCGCGUUCUUAUUGUUUCAUUAAGCGUUCUGAUUCGAAGAGAACAAUGAUGGAAACGCGCUCCGCGACUUACAAAAUGAUGAAAGAAGAAGCCAAUGAUGAGAGGCAGAUAACCGAUUGGCCACCACCAUUCUCAUCUGAAACCACACCAUAUAACGAGAAUGAUUUCGGCACUUUGAUCAGACGGACUUGCGAGAACAAGAGCUUGACUCUCCGAAUUUCUAAGGUGAUCGUCAUAGGCGACGUCGCCGUCGGCAAGACAUCGUUGGUGAACCGCUUCUGUCACAGGCUCUUCGACAACAAUUACAAGGCCACUAUCGGCGUGGAUUUCGAGGUGGAGAGAUUCGACAUCCUUGGCGUGCCUUUCCAUUUGCAGAUAUGGGAUACCGCGGGUCAAGAAAGGUUCAAGUGCAUAGCGGCGUCUUAUUAUCGCGGUGCUAAUGUAAUCAUGAUCAUUUUCGACUUGGGAAACUUGAUGUCGCUGAUGCAUUGCCAGCAAUGGUUGAACGAAGCAAGUCGCAGCAACGUUGGUUCUUAUCAUAUUUUUCUAGUCGGCGCUAAAAAAGAUCUAUUAACUCAUCCAGUAUACGAAAUAAUCGAAAAACGGGCGAUUGAAGCGGCGAGGAGAAUGCGAGCGGAAUAUUGGGCGGUCUCGUCGAGAACAGGUAACGGAGUGUUCGAAUUGUUUACACGGGUCGCCGCGCUCUCCUUUCAUGCGAUGGUUUUGCGGGAAAUGCAAAGUUUGAAACUCGAGCCGAUCAACAUCGGUUUGGGGACGAUAACUUUGAAAAAACACUCGAAGACCGAAAUGAAGCGACAGAGAAUGCCAAAGUGCUCCAAAUGUCCGACGUGACAGUGGAAUUGAUAAAUAUAUUUAAGAAUUAAAUUUGGGAAGAGUGCUAUCGA